Molecule: messenger RNA, 513 nt
Organism: Dovyalis caffra
Lineage: Eukaryota; Viridiplantae; Streptophyta; Magnoliopsida; Malpighiales; Salicaceae
Source: the annotation of a GenBank genome assembly
AUGUUCAAUAAAGUCGGUAGUCAUAGCAAGGCCAAAGGAAAAGAAAUCUUGGUAGAUCAAUUGGAUCCACCUUCCACACAUUUGUAUACGGCUACGAAUAAUUUUCUUCCUCUCAAUAUGGUAGUGACGACCAAGAAUCAAAUCCUAGUGAUAGGGGAGAUGAGUCGGGUUAAUAAUGGUGCGAGUCUAGUGUUCCCUUAUAAAGCUCCUCAAGGCUAUAAGGCAAUGUUUUCUCUACUUGGAGGAGCUUGGCAAGGAGAUGAAUGCAUUGGAAGUCCCUCACCAAAGGAACUAAAAAUAUCAUCUCCAAACAUUCCAUCAAAAGACCUUGAACCACCUUUCAUGCUACCACCACCUCCCAUUCCUCCAAAUGGGCUAGAGAAGCUAAAGAAUUCGACAAAAAUAUCAUCGGUAUUUCUCCGAUUGAAUCCGAACAUUGUCGGCCCAUCUUCGAUUGAAAAGAAGGUUUCUUCUCCUCGACCACUAGUAUCUAGUGGUGGUACCGGCGUUUAA